Fusarium sp. VM40 is the source of this 1299-nucleotide messenger RNA. The record is from the annotation of a GenBank genome assembly. NCBI's taxonomy places the organism in Eukaryota, Fungi, Ascomycota, Sordariomycetes, Hypocreales, Nectriaceae.
AUGUCCCAGAUACGAUCGAGUACUGGCUCAGGCCACGACCACAAGGAUGGUCAUAAUCACAACCACAGCCACGAUCAUGGCCAUAGCCAUGGUUUCAUGGGUCAUCACCACCAUCACGAUAACGCAUACCUAACAUCUGGCAACAAGGACGACCCAGGCGUUCGAAUCACACGCAUCGGCUUGAUCUCCAAUCUGGGCAUGGCAGUCGCCAAAUUUGCUGGUGGAUAUGCCUUCAACUCCCGAGCCAUGACUGCAGACGCUUGGCACAGCAUUACAGAUCUUGCAUCCGAUAUAUUGACGCUUGCGACCGUGACGUGGAGUCUGAAACCACCAACAGACAAAUUUCCCAUGGGCUUUGGCAAGGUCGAGAGCUUGGGCUCACUGGGUGUUUCAAGCAUGUUGUUGGCCGGAGGUCUCUACAUGGGUUGGGACAGCGGCAUCAGUCUAUACGGACACUUUUACCCUGAAGCAGCACACGGUAUUCUAGAGCACGUCGGGCAUGGACACGGUCACAGCCAUUCCCAUGGAGCCGCGGCACUUGGAAUCCCAAGCAUGCAUGCAGCAUGGCUUGCAGCAGGAACCAUUCUUAUCAAGGAAUGGCUCUAUCAUGCCACAAUGAAGGUCGCGCGGGAACGCAAAUCUUCUGUUCUCGCAUCAAACGCUGUUCAUCACCGUGUUGACAGCCUGACGGGUUUCGUCACUUUGGCUGCUAUCAUGGGAGCGAACGCAAUGGAAAAUGCGGCGUGGCUGGACCCCGUCGGUGGUCUUCUCAUUUCCAUCAUGGUCAUCCAAGCAGGCGCAGGAAACACCAUCGCUGCUUUCCGCGAACUGGUAGAUCAAGGCAUCGAUGACGAGGUCAAGUCUUCAGUAACCAAGCACGCGCACAAAGCCUUGCAGAACGUGGUAGAAGGCCACGAGGUUGCCGUACGUGAAGUGAGCGGUAUCAAAUCAGGCCAGAAUUAUCUUGUGGACGUGGAGAUGACAGUGCCUGGUGCUUGGUCAGUCGAAACCACAAAGCAGGUGGAAGAUGCGGUGCGCACACAGGUCGGAGGUAAGGUGCGCGGCGUGAGAAGGGUUCGCAUCCGAUUCUCGCCAAAGGAAGCGCCCGCCAAGGCCAAAUUCGACGACUUUAUCCCUGGGACUGUAGUCUUGCCGCCAGAGACCGAAGAGGAUGCCUCUGAGGGAGAAGGCGAGUCGAACCACGGUCACGAUCAUGAUCAUAAGAGCAGUGGUCAUGACCACCAGUCAGCCAGUAGCCACGGGCAUGGAGACGGUCUCAAGAACAGAAACAAGCGUUAG